AGGAAUAUGGCGGAUGAUAGUACAAACUGCUGCGACUUACAUCAUCGAAAGCAGUCUUUUUAGCAUUGUUCAAUUUAGUCAGUAACCUUUCCAAAAAAAAUAGCAAAAAUGCCUUGGGAUUCUGUUGAAGUGGGACUAGCAGGUGGUGAAGAAACAGUUAAUUUUGGACCAAGAAAUGAAACUGGCUCGUCGUUAUAUCAAGUUGAUACUUUGGCUAGCGUGUCAGCCAGAGGAGAGAUACAGAGUUGUCCUCACAUCUGUGGUGCUUCCUGUCCUGAGGGAUUUUGUUUCGUUGCUUCAUCUCAAGUGAUCAUGUUUGAUGCAAGUUGCAAUGAUAUUCUUGCAACAUUCAAUUUUGAAUGUGAGAUUGAUUGCAUAGCAUGGAGUGAAGAUUCCUUGUUUCUUGCCAUUGGUGAAAGGUCAGGGACUUUCCACUUUGUUCAUUCAGCAUCAAGGCAAGUACUGUUUUCUCAGGAGCUUGAAUCUGAUGGGAAUUUAAAAUGCAGUGAAGAGUGUACCUUUCUUUCUAUGUUGUUUACAACUCCUAAAUGUGAAGGAGGAUGUAAGCUUGUCAUUUUGUCUGCUUCUGGCAUGAUCACUCAGUUCUCUAACCUUUAUCUGCAGAAAUUGAAUGACGCUAUUAAUGGAGGGCAGUUUGAAGUUGUUACUGAACUGAGAGGAUUGCUACAAGUUGAAUCCGUUGAUGCUGGUGUUGUUCAUCAAGAGAAGAUUUCAGGCAUUACUGUUGGACAGCUCUGGGAUUCUCCUGUCUACAUUACUUAUGGUGAGGGUGAUGCAGCCAUUGCAGUCUGGGCCAGCUGCAGAGAGGAUGGAAUUUAUCUCAUGGAUUCAAUCAGCUCAUACAUUCUUGGGGGAUCUUGUGUUGUUAAAGCAAACAUGUCAAGUGAUGGUCACUUUCUUGUUGUUCUGGAUGACAAGAAUAUGCUGAGCUUGUGGAAUGUUUCAUCUUUGACAAUGAUUGCAUUCUGGCCUCAUCUAAGCAUAGAUGACUUUCUAUUAUUGAGUUCCAGUAAUAUUCAAACUCCUGGGAUGUCCAAAAGUGAUGAUGAAUACAAGCUUGUUGUGCUCACAACAGCAGAAAAUCAGAUGCGCUAUCUUCAAGUAUAUACUUUUCCUACCAUGAAGUCAGUGUAUUCUCUGCAAGUUUCUGCAUGCUCCCUAUUAGCACAGUGUCCAACCAAUCAGGAGUCAAUCUUUUUCAUUGAGGGUAUCUACCAAAACCCACAUGAAAGAACAAAUGAUGACAGACACAUUUCUAGCAUAAGAAUCAGAUCUCUUACGGAAGCUCUUCCUGAAAACAGAUUGUCCAGACUGCUUCACAAGCAAAAGUUUGAUGAAGCAUUGCGGUUUGCAAAACAGUUUAAUCUGGAUAUAGAGCUUGUGUACAAAGUUAAGGCUAACUGGCUUCUUGACAAAGUGUCACCAUGGAAUUAUGAAAAUGAUCAUGGGCAAGAAAGCAAUGCUUUGGAGGGAUUUUCUCUCACAAAACUUAAGGAUUGCCUCACUCAAAUAAAGGAUGAUGAAUAUGUCUGCAGGUGUUGUUUGCAAGCGUCACUUCCCACACUUGAUGAGACAUUUGAUCUGCUGAGCUAUGCUAGAAAACGGAUUUCCAGCAACAGUGGGGUGCAUAGCCAAAAAGAAGGUCCAUGUGGAAAACCAUCACGUCUCUUGACUGAGGUCCUUGAGGCAUUGGAUAGACUAGCAACUUUUGAGAUGGCAUUUGGAGUUGAAAAUUUUAGUGGCCCCCAGUGGCAGUACUUUGCCUCUGUUGACCUCCUCGUUGAGCUGACAAAAUGCCUGCUUUCUAGCAAGGUCACCAGUGCAGUUAUCAUUUGGAGAAGACAUCAGAGUCAUUUUGUCACUCAGUUUAGUAUGGAAAAAUUGGAGUCUUUAAUUGGUUCAAUUCCCGAAGACUUACACUCUUCCAUUGUUAUUCCGUGGCUACAAGAUGACCUUGUGCCUUUUAUCAGUAGGGCCUUUCCCUCGGGUCUGCGGAUGCUCGCGAGUUGGUUGGAGCAAAGAGCCAAAAAUAUGGAGCUUUCUGAGAAGGAGGGUUGGCCUCAAAAUGCUUUGCAACUUGCAAGUGUCCUGUUGUGUGCAUCAAAGUCCGUUUCAGGGAGUGCUUCAGGGAGAGGUCUUGCCACUCCCGCUCAGUUUUCAGACCAGGUUUGUGGUCUUCCUGCAACAGCAAGAGCACUAUUAAAGGAUAGCAAAAAUAACUUGGAUGUUGACGAUGAAUUAGCCAGCUUAAUGAAGUUGGUUCAGCAGUUGACUGAGCUUGUAGAUCUUCACACCAAGUAUUCUUGUAAAAUAACGCUGGCAGAAUUUUCUCAGGAAACCAUAGCAACAAUAGUGUUUCGCCUGCUGGACCGUGUAGUGGCCGCUGAACUCAUUCCGAGUGCAAUCGCCAAAUACAUAGCACCGUACAUGGUUCAUCACAGCCUUGAUAGGGACACUAUGCUUCUACGAUACAUAGAGGAUUUGUUCAACAGAAGUGAUGGAUCCUACUCGUCAUUGUCUAACUCACUGUGGGAGGCCAGAGUUAUUGCAAUCAUUUCUUGCAUCAAAGAAAAAGAGGUCCGUUGCAAAGCAACUCUCGAAGUCAUGCGACAUGCUAUGAUACCUUGGAGCGAAAGUGUCGAAAGGCUGGUCUCUGAAUUCAUGGCAGCCUAUCCAAAUGAUAUGAACCUCAAGGAGCAGUUUAGACUUGUUGAGCUUAAAAAGAUGCUUUCUCAAUAUCGAAUAAGAAGCUUUCAUGUAUCUUACGCUGCACGAGCGAAGGCAAUAACAAGAUAUAUUUUGACCCGAGAUCAACCAAAUGUAAUGGAAGACGCCUUGAAGGUGGUAACAUCAUAUAGUCAUGUUACAGAAGACGAAGCCUACGUCUUUCGACUUCAGAAAUUGUGUCGUGAGGACAAGAUUCCAGCCUGUUUGGAGUUGCUAGAGUCAGUUCCAUUACCGCAAGCAGAACAGUAUGCGCAUGAACUGGUGACUUGGCUCAGUGGAAUUCUUGAAAAUAACUUCAGUGAUACGAAGGAAUUCUCUUCAGAGAAGAUUGUGGCUGCUCAAGCAGGGGUUGCAAUCUUGAAGUUCAUGAAGAAGCAUAACCUUUCAUCGAUUGUCGACGUAGAUGAAUCUCUUUCUACACUGCAAAUGAUUUCUGCACUUCAGAGAGAAUUCUCUGUAUUCCUGUCUGUCGAGGAGUAUCAGGUUCCCGACGUUCGGCAUGGAUUAUUUGAACAAUAUCUUCAACUGUAUUUAGAUUCUCGUGAAAAGAAGGACAGUGAUGUUGAUGAAAAGCAUGAUUCGCAAAAGAUUAGCAGCGAGGUAUGCUCUGGUGUAGAACAAGUGACAUUGACUAAACUAUUCAGGUUAGGGGAAUUAGUGGGAAUGUUAAAGGAAGAAAUAAGACUGACGUUGAUGUCCAAAGCAAUCUCUGCAGGGAAUAUAUCGUAUGCUUUAGAUAUGUGCAGGGAGUUGAUUGAAAGAGCUCCAUGUGCAAGAACUGCCUUGUCCUUGUACAAAGUCGUUCUCAAUCUUUGUGAGACGCUUGCUGAAGGACACUCCAUAGUUACGGAUAAGAACGAGAACAUGUAUCACCUGACUCAUACGAUACAUCAGCUCUUGUGUCAAGCAUCGACUCACUGUUCAGCAGAUUUGCUAUGUGACUGCACUGAGCUGUGCAAGUAUUGCCGUCUGACAGACUCUGUGUACUCGCAGUGUGAGAGUGGUGAUUACGGAUUUUCCGUCCAAACAACUCCACAAAGCUCAAGUCAGGAUCCCUUUAUGGAAUGGACAUUUGGUAAAAGGUUCAGGGAAGACUGUUUAGUGCUGGAUUCUUUUGUUGCUCUACCCUUAGCUGCAAAGCUUAGCAUAGCUGCAGUUCCAGCCAAUUACAACUCAGCCGGACAAAGACCAUUUUAUCAAGCACGAGUAGCUGGUAGAAGACAAAAGUGUCAAGAAUCAAAGGCAACUGAAAGUGGUGAAGUGGAUAAACAGUCUUCGUAUUUGAUGCUGACUAGUAGUGCUGGACUUGACAUAAUCAGACACCUUCAGGAUAACAGUCUGUGCGAGUUGGCUUUACAGUAUUUACUUCAGACGCUUGGUGUCUGUCUGCAACAUUUUGCGGUAAACAGUAUGCUUAGUAACGACAAGGAGGAUCAAAAGAGCGGCGAAAUUGAGAAACAGAGGCUGGCGAAGAUUGCUACGAUGAGCAUUAAAAUGAUGCAAGAGCUUUCUGGAAACCUUUUGAGGAAGGUAUUCAAUUAUCGAUCAGUUGACCAUGACGUGGGUCUAGGUUACCUGUGUUCCAUACCAAAACAGACUGCCUUUCAGAUCUUGGUAUCUGGGACAAAUUUCCUUGGUCAGAGCUGUACUAAAAUUCUGGCUUUUUCAAAGGUUGGCAUGGACUAUGCUCAGCUGUGUAAUGAGCCUGCUGUUCUUCAAAAGUGUCAGGAAAUAUUUACCAAUGCCACAUGGGGAAUAAAACUUGGACGACUUAAGAUGUCGUUGAAGGACGUGUAUAAAACCGACCGGGAAGAGAAGUUAGCUAUUUUACCAGACCUGAUGCAAAAACAACAGAUUAGCCUUGAGAUGAUUUUGGAGUUUUGCAGGGCAUUUAAACUAGACGAGGAUAGCGCUUUGUUGACGUAUGUUAGACAGCAAUUGCUCCCACCCUCCCCUCGCUCGCCGCUGGUGGUUUCACAAGACGGUGUGGAAGAAAUGAAUUAUCAAAGGAAUGUGCGGAAAGUGGUCCAUAAAAUUUCCUGCUCAAGUUCCCUUCUUAAACUGAUGGUGGAAGUAGGGUCAAAGGUGGAUCCGUAUGAUUAUGAUACAAUUCUGUUCAUACUCAACCUGGUGAAGGAACUCUCUCAGGAAACUGCUUCAACUGUUGACAAGGGUAUUCAGUUAUUGGACUACCUGUAUCAGUACGAGCGCAAAGCAGUGCCAACCAGUUAUGAGAGAUCGUUUUAUUCUUCAUCACAGAAUACUGACAGUGAAAAGGCCACCUUGGACAACGAUAAACCGUUGUCCGUAAUGUCGAGAACGAGGCUCCCAUAUCAUUCUCUGCUUUACGGGAAUCCAUGGAAAAUUCUUGCUCCCGAGUUGUCAGAGGAAACAGUUCCAAAGCUUUUGGGUAUUGCUAACUUGCUCAAGCUUUCCAGUGAUGAGAUGUACCUUACAGCUAUACGUAACUUAGCGCGAUCUUCAGUCGGUCCAGCGGUUCCUUGUGAUCUUGAUAGUGAUCCCAACAUAAGUGGUCUGAAUGUAAAUGAAGGACCGAGCCAACUGGUGAAGAACUACAACAGCGAAAAGGCCAAGAGUAUGCUGUAUGCUGUUAACAACAAGGAGAUGGCCAUAGCCGCUGCCAAGUGGAUCGCUCAAAAUUUACCUCUCGGCGAGGAGAAAAUAGAUAUGCUGAAGACUUGUGUUGACCUUGCUAAGACUUGGAAAUCGGAAUGUUCUGAAAAGGAUGAAGAGAAGGCAAAACUCACCCAUAGCCGCUUGUUGGAGCUGUGUCGGGGCGUGGCCACUGAACAUGUACUCCACAAAUAUAACAUUGUAGACCCUUCCAUCGCUUCUUUAACAAGUAAACCGGCCAAACUGGUUUGUCAGCUGUAUGAGAAAUAUGGAGCUAGAGAACCAGGCACUGCUCACCUACCGCCAGACAUCCACAAAACUGCGGAGGAAGUCGCAAGUGUGAACAAUACCAAGAUAGAGAAGAUCAGGCUUUAUUUAAUUGAGAAAUGGCUACCUUCCUCAGCUGAAACAUCAGGUGACACGGAGUUGAUCACACCUGUUAGUGAGGAAAAUAAUGAAAAUGAGGAAGAUGAGCAGAACUUGAAAAGGGUCAUCUACAUCAUGGAAAGCAGCAGCGACCGACCAACUGCUGUUACAUUCCUUCUCAAUCUUGCAAACAAGACUGGGUCUUCGAGCACCUGUCGUCUACGUGCGCUUCGAACUCUUUUCGCCAUUGCUCCUGGAGAAUUCAUUGAAAAACUGUGCAAAACUUCAGUCAGCGUGAUCAGGCAACAGAUGCAGGCUCUAGUUUGUCUCGCUGAGCUCGAGGGAUUACACAUACAGCAGUCGGCAAGCGCGUUUGACAAAUGCAACAAGGAAGGACUGGUACGAGGACUGUGGAGAAACCAUAAGCACGAGAGGAAGGCUGUACGUCUUGUAGCGGACUUGUGUCUUGACAACAACAUAAACGAUCCUCAGCUGUGGAACAGUGUUCUUCAGCAGCUUCUGGCUUUUGGAAUGAUAAAAUACCUUCGUCGGGUUCUUGUUAACUUAGCUGGGAUUUCUGACCUGUGGCAGGUUCGCUGUUUGCCUCAAGUAUGGAGAAGUGUGCUAACAGCCCCCUUCAAAUCAGUUUCUACACCGUUAUCAGAGGAGGAGGUCGCUGCUUGUGAAGAAUCUGCAUCACUACUACAGAGAUGUCCUAUCCUCCUCGACCUUGAUGUGUACUCCAUCGCAGUGCAGUUCCACAAAGUUGGUCUCCAGGCCCACUCACUGGCCUGUCUCCUGCUAAUCCCGUCAAGUAGUGCGCGCGAAAAGCAUAUUCAGGCACUGCUGGAGACAAACUGUGUGAAUGUUAUUCUUGCUCAGUUGGACGAACAACGUCAAAGAGGAAGCACGUUAAUCCAACCUGAUGCUGUUGAACAGGAGGUGUUUAAAUAUGUCGAACAAAAACAAGAGUAUCAGAUACUCCUCGGUACAGCUUAUUUUGACAAAUUGCUUAAAUUCCUUAUCAUGGGCAAAAACAUUAACGGGAUUCUACUCAAGACAAUACAAGCUGGCAGGUUGGAAAAUGCAAUACAACUUGUCCAACUUUUUCACCAAGCGCACCUUGAUAUGCCGUCGGCACAGUAUAUAACAUCUCACCAGAUGAAAGGGUUUGACGAACUAUGGACGUUUCUGGAGAUGCACGGGAUGUUAGACGCCUGUCUACCAUUUCUUCCCAAGUUAGAUGCUGACCAAAAGGAUGAUGAGCCUGCAGGGCACCAGACCCAGUCCUUUUGGGUUCAAGAAGGGGAAGAAACAAUUGGACAAACAAUGGAACAAAGUGCUAUCGAUGAUCAGCGUGACCACUUUAUGUUAACGCUGACAGAUUGCAGCAUGGAGGUCCCGCUGUAACAAGGGAACCAAUAGUACCUGUUAGUCAUUUCUGCGUAAGCGUGGUUGAAAAUGGAUACUAAAACAAUGCAAUAGAAGUUAUGUAGAAAAUUGUGGAGUGCAAUAUAUUCUAAGAUAUCUUUAGACAGAUUAAAAAGGUACCUUUCGAACGUUGCAUCAUAAUUCAUUAUCCGAUUCCAGGAAACGAGCAAGGAACUUCAAGUAAAGCCUUGUCGUAUUUGCUUCCUUCAGGUUUUUUUUAAAUGAUGGGCACUGGUUGAAUUUAGGUAGAAUCAUUAUUGUUCGCCUCCCAAAACAACAUUUCUUAAUUUCGUUCAGGUGACCCGGUAGGAGUAGUGGCAUUGUUAUCCAUUUUUCGCGAGAUCUCGCCAUUCCUUUCGCCCAGUUAUAACCAAAAAACGACACACUUUCAAUUUACUGUAUUCUUCAAGCCUGUUUUUAUUUAUUGCAACAAAAUAUGAAAUACCCACAAAUGGGUUUUCCUCAAUAAAUAUCGAUGACGGUAUAUUUACAGCCACGAUUGGAAGUAUAAAAUAUACUUGUUUCAAAAAUAGUCGAUGGUCAACUUUUAAAUAUAUUAUUACCACGUUUUUCAUUUUAUCGUCGUGAGAAAGAUUUUGUUCCCCAGUAUCAAAUGGUACUAUUAAGUAUUACUUGUCCAGCAAAUAUGUACAAAACCUUAGCAAUAAAUACUCUGACGAUUUCUAAUUAAA
Messenger RNA from Pocillopora verrucosa, 7871 nucleotides. Its product is annotated as kinetochore-associated protein 1. The record is from RefSeq and is a predicted model, not a curated record. Gene Ontology annotation, biological process: protein localization to kinetochore involved in kinetochore assembly; mitotic sister chromatid segregation; mitotic spindle assembly checkpoint signaling. Gene Ontology annotation, cellular component: RZZ complex; cytoplasm; kinetochore microtubule. Gene Ontology annotation, molecular function: small GTPase binding. Lineage: Eukaryota; Metazoa; Cnidaria; Anthozoa; Scleractinia; Pocilloporidae.